Spirodela intermedia is the source of this 90-nucleotide messenger RNA. NCBI's taxonomy places the organism in Eukaryota, Viridiplantae, Streptophyta, Magnoliopsida, Alismatales, Araceae. The record is from the annotation of a GenBank genome assembly.
AUGUCUUUUAUUCUGACCACGUUGUUGAGCAUUAGCUUACAAGAUGGACCCCCUAUCAUGUUGCUUUAUCACAAACCUUGUGCCACUUAA